Suillus discolor is the source of this 2125-nucleotide messenger RNA. RefSeq lists its product as uncharacterized. The record is from RefSeq and is a predicted model, not a curated record. Lineage: Eukaryota; Fungi; Basidiomycota; Agaricomycetes; Boletales; Suillaceae. The transcript has 13 exons. Bases 229 to 2091 code for a protein of 620 amino acids.
CAAAGUAGCCCAACACUGCUAGUAACUAGAAGUUGUCGAACCUAAUUAUCUAGUUGACUCGUCAACCAAACUUGCCAGCUAAUCGUUUCCUGCCUUCAAAUUCAAGCUAGUCUAUACAGUGCGCGCGUCCAAGUCACGCUUCAGAUAAAGUCCAAUCACGUCCAUCUCCAGUCAUUUUCCAUCCUCCUCAGGCAACGUGUAUGAGAGUCGCUGAACAAUACACAACAGAUGAUGAAUAUGACAUUGAUUCGAAAGCUCUUGAAACGUCUGUUCCAAGUGUUGGCGACGCUCGCAACUUCAUCUGCACGGCGACUGCUCAUUCUCGUGUCAUGCUUUCGACACUUCGUGGCCAAGGUUCAUGUUCCAAUCUCGCAUGAUACUAACUCCAAGUUUUCCACUGUAGACUCGCGUUGUACUGUCUUGACUGGGACUUCUGGUGCACAAUGUUCCCAGUCCACCUUGCCAUUACCGCUUCACACUACUCCGUCGAGUGCAGCAAGCUCCAUGACUUCAACACCUCUGUACACCAUGCCUGUUCCAAGCGUUCCACAGCUUGCUAAUUCACCACAGACUCAGACGCCUUUGCCUCCAGCAGUCGGUAAUGCAAUCUCUCCCAAUAGUCUUCCUAUCACUCUCCAUUUUCUGCCAUCCGCUGUAGAUCAUAAAUCACGUUACGAGAAUCGUCCUUUUGUAGAUGCAUCUCACUCCAUCGGAAUUUCAGCAUUCAUGAGGUCCUUCCCCAACCAAUCAUGUCCUUGGUUGAACGGCGAAUGGCAGCCAUGUAUACAUCCAGAAGGCGCGCUCUAUCUGUACAAUGGCCGCAAAGUAAAGAACUUCACUGAAGGACACAUCAAUGAAUAUUCGUUCCACUUGAUGGACAGAUGUGCGGAUGAGCUAUACGACUUGGCACGCACACAAUCACCAAACUUUGACGCUGGUGAUAUCGAGCUCGUCGUGCAGGUAGUGCCGAAUCAGACAGAUUCUUGCCAGUACUACUUUGUCGAUCAUGAAACCCGAACUCUCUUUUGGCUACACGUUUAUGACCAAGCGACAGAGACUGUCUUUGACGGUCUCCAAGGUGUCUGUGAUCCGAGUCACAUUCGAUAUGCCUUGGAGUCUCAAUACUGGAUGCAUUGCGAACGCUACCCGAAACACGAACUGAAUCGAGACAAGCUCCUGAAAGAACUGAGGGAGGUUGUUGUCCAUGCGAGUGCAGAGAUCAUCACUUCGGAUGCUUCUUUAUCGCCCUUUGGUGCGGAUGAGCUUUCCAAAAUCCUGGAGCUGGUAAACCAUCUUCAAGAGAAUGUUCAGGAAACCGAGUUCCCUCAUUCCACUUGUGUCAUUGGCAAAGCCAAAUAUUACAACUUCUGCGGUCUACCUUGCGCUCGUCUCGAUGCCGACAAAGCUGUGUACGACGAAAUUGCUAACUUUCAUCCACUGAUCAGUAGUCUUUCUUUGGCCCUUGACGCUAUACUUUUUUGGGCACCACAAGCACACUUGUAUGAUCUUCGAAGGGUGUGGGUAGAUAGGUGUAUUAACUCACCGCGGUGGAAAGAUUACAAUGCAAAGCUCAUGGCAGAGUGGACUGGAAUCACCAUCUACUCCACCGUCAUGUUGGCUGUAGAUUUGAGUUUUCUCGCAGUACCGAAUGUGAACAUUUCCACGUCAGAGUCGGUUGGGAUCAUUACCAUAUAUCUCUCGAUCAUCUCGAUCACCGGCUCCUUGGUCGUCUCAGUCCUGCUGGUCCGUCAAAACCAGAGAUAUGGUUGUGAAUCAGCGGACAAAGCAGGAGACUUCCUGUACAAUAUGACUGACACGUUUUUUGGGGAUAAAGGCCUUGCGACGAUCAAUAGUCUCCCUUACGCGAUGCUCAUGUGGGGGAUGAUUUACUUCUCAAUCGCCCUGCUGUACAACGUGUUCAAGUCUACGACAACGGCCAUGUUGGCGUCAGUCAUCAGUGUAUGCGUGGUUGUUACCAUGUUUAUAUUGUGGUUCGUCUGGGCAGCGAGAGAGCUACAUAUCUUCAGGCGACUGAUUGAGCUCAUUUUAUCUGCUAGAAGGCGCGUCUUAGCACACAUUGGGGUUCCUUGAACUUCAUGAGACGAUAAGACAAUUUUGACUUUUU